AUGUUAAAUUUUUUACCUAAUUCUUCAGGAUAUUUACCAUUAUGGACUUUGUUAAUUUCCCUUAUAGCAAUUUUCAAUACAUUUCAAAAUUUACUAACACUUUCUCUUACUAAACAAAUUUAUAAUGCAAAACCCGAACAAGUGACGGGAUUAAGUUCACGCACUUUUGCAGUUUGGUCAUUUUGUUCAGCCAUUAUUCGGUUUUAUGUAGCAUAUAAUAUUCAUAUUGAAAGUAUUUACCAAUUAGGCAUUUGGACAUAUGUAAUUGGAUUUACACAUUUUACUUCAGAAUUAUUAUACUUUAGAAGUGCUAAUAUUGGACCAGGAUUAUUAUCUCCCAUUAUUGUAUCUG
This is a messenger RNA of Diversispora eburnea, 352 nucleotides long. Lineage: Eukaryota; Fungi; Glomeromycota; Glomeromycetes; Diversisporales; Diversisporaceae. The record is from the annotation of a GenBank genome assembly.